AUGCCGCCGCUGGUCACCUAUACCUCUGACUCUGACUCGGACUCGGACUCGGACUCGGACCCGGCGCCGGACCCAGAAGCAACUGCCGGCUCGGCCUCCGGGCCUGCAUCCAAGAAACGCAAGACAUCGCACCAAGGUGUCCCCACCCAGUCUGCACUCCCGCCCCUCCCAGCCGCCUUUCACGACCUCUACGCCUCGACGGUGCGCGUCAGCAACGUCGAUGACCCUUCCCUGCACCAGGGCCGGAAGCGGCAGAUACCGCACGUCGUCGGCAACUGGCCGAGCCAUCUGUACGUGGAAUGGCACCCCAGCAGCGAAGAGCAUGCGGUCCUGGACUCGCUUCUGCGCACGUUAGGGCAGCAGCUGGAAGCGAAAGAAGGGAAGUACAAAGAUAGCGGCAUCGGCGGCACCGCUACUGAUUCGGACGUGGCCGCCGUCUCGGCCAAGCACAAGCUGUCCACCUUCCUGGCCUCGGACCUCGGCGCCCCGCUGCCGCUGCACAUCUCGCUGUCGCGGCCGCUGGCCCUGACGACGGCCCAGAAGGACGACUUCCUCGGGCGGCUGCGGGCGAGCCUCGGCCGGUCCGGGGCCCGGCCCUUCGAGCUGGCGCCCACGGGCCUGGAGUGGCACCGCACCCACGAGAGCGCGCGCAGCUUCCUCGUGCUGCGGGUGGGCAGCAGGCGGAAGCAGCCCUCCGGCGCCGGCCCGGCGGAGGCGGACGACGGGGACCGGGGUAAGUCUGGGGCAGCAGGGGCAAGGGAGCCGCAGGCGAAAAAGAAUCCCGAGCUGGCGGCGCUGCUGGGCCGCUGCAACGCGCUGUGUGCGUCGUUCGGCCAACCUGAGCUGUACGCCUUCAAGCCGCCUGCCAGUAGUGCCAGCGGAGGAGCCAGCGGAGGAGCCAGCGAAGAGAAGGGCAGCAGUCGCAGCAGCGGCGGUCCGGGGACUGCGGUGGGGGACGCCUUCCACGUGUCCAUCGCGUGGUCGUUCGCCGAGCCCACGCCCGAGAUGCGGCGGGUGACGGAGCAGGUCUUUGCGCGGGCCGGUUGCGGCGACGCCGUCGCGGACAUGCGGAUCAAGGUGGACGGCGUCAAGGCCAAGAUCGGGAACGUGGUCACUCACAUCGGGCUGUUAGCGCCGGGAUCGGACACCGGAAACGAAGAGGUGGUCAAGGGCGAGAGGCGAGGGCUGUUCGGGCUUUGA
Messenger RNA from Neoarthrinium moseri, 1200 nucleotides. RefSeq lists its product as uncharacterized. The transcript has a single exon. NCBI's taxonomy places the organism in Eukaryota, Fungi, Ascomycota, Sordariomycetes, Amphisphaeriales, Apiosporaceae. The record is from RefSeq and is a predicted model, not a curated record. Gene Ontology annotation, biological process: U6 snRNA 3'-end processing. Gene Ontology annotation, cellular component: nucleus. Bases 1 to 1200 code for a protein of 399 amino acids. Gene Ontology annotation, molecular function: 3'-5'-RNA exonuclease activity.